AUGUGUGUCGAUGUCUGGCAUUUUCAAAACAAGCACAAGACAAUGCAUACCUUCUGCCAGGAGCACUGCAACCCUGCUGACUUUCUCAAGCUCAAGUCCGAAGAUGGCAAAGGGUGGUGGUUUACUACCUCCAUAGCUGAGCAGGUCAAUCUUUGGCUCGGAGGUUAUCACUUGAUCAUAUGUGAGAUGAUGCAGGUAAAAUAUAACUUUUUUUUUGAUGAGAUGAUUUGGCUUUGCAAUCUCAAUACCCUUGAGCCACUGAAGGCAAAGGGUCUUUAA
Messenger RNA from Coniophora puteana RWD-64-598 SS2, 279 nucleotides. RefSeq lists its product as uncharacterized. Bases 1 to 279 code for a protein of 92 amino acids. The transcript has a single exon. The record is from RefSeq and is a predicted model, not a curated record. NCBI's taxonomy places the organism in Eukaryota, Fungi, Basidiomycota, Agaricomycetes, Boletales, Coniophoraceae.